This is a messenger RNA of Apus apus (common swift), 838 nucleotides long. It is a transcript of the gene AQP5, whose product is annotated as aquaporin 5. Gene Ontology annotation, cellular component: apical plasma membrane; plasma membrane. NCBI's taxonomy places the organism in Eukaryota, Metazoa, Chordata, Aves, Apodiformes, Apodidae. The transcript is spliced from 4 exons. Gene Ontology annotation, biological process: transmembrane transport. Bases 16 to 813 code for a protein of 265 amino acids. The record is from RefSeq and is a predicted model, not a curated record. Gene Ontology annotation, molecular function: water channel activity.
CCACCCACUCCCACCAUGAAGAGGGAAAUACUGACUCUGGCCUUUGCUCGCUCCGUCUUUGUUGAGUUUAUCUCCACACUCAUCUUCGUCUUCAUCGGCCUGGGCUCAGCCUUGAAGUGGCCGUCAGCGCUGCCCAGCAUCCUGCAGAUCUCUCUGGCCUUCGGCCUGGCCAUCGGGACGCUGGUGCAGGCGUUUGGCCACAUCAGCGGCGCCCACAUCAACCCGGCCGUGACCAUCGCCUUCUUCGUGGGGAACCAGAUCUCCUUCCUCCGGACGCUCUUCUACGUGAUCGCCCAGCUGGUCGGGGCCAUCGCCGGGGCCGGCAUCCUCUACGGGGUGACGCCAGCCAACACCCGUGGCAACCUGGCCAUCAACGCGCUCAACAACAACACUACUCCAGGCCAGGCUCUCGUGGUGGAAAUCAUACUCACCUUCCAGCUGGCUGCAUGCAUCUUUGCAUCCACAGACAACCGGAGGAACGGCAACGUGGGCUCCCCAGCACUGUCCAUCGGCCUCUCUGUCGCCGUGGGCCACUUGGUGGGGAUCUACUUCACUGGCUGCUCCAUGAAUCCCGCCCGGUCCUUCGGGCCCGCGGUCAUCGUGCAGAGGUUCAGCCCCGCACACUGGGUGUUCUGGGUUGGACCCAUCCUCGGGGCUUGCUUGGCUGCUCUGCUCUACUUCUACAUCCUUGUACCAUACUGCAUGAACAUGUCAGAUAGGGUUGCCAUCAUCAAGGGCACUUACGAGUCAGAGGAGGAGUGGGAAGAGCAGAGAGAGGAGAGGAAGAAGUCCAUGGAGUUGACCCCACCGUAGGAAUAGUUGGGAAAAAAACAAGCAA